Molecule: messenger RNA, 2004 nt
Organism: Dracunculus medinensis (Guinea worm)
Lineage: Eukaryota; Metazoa; Nematoda; Chromadorea; Rhabditida; Dracunculidae
Source: the annotation of a GenBank genome assembly
AUGGGUGUAUUCGCUGGUUAUGCCGGUCGGCGUUUGACACGAAUACUCAAAUACAUUUUUUAUAUCGGAGGGUUUUUCUUCAUUUAUUCUUUCUAUGUUGUGCCGACUGUUCAGUUUUUAAUAAAUCGCGGCGAACAGUCGGAAAAUAAUAAAGAAAGUGAUAAUGAAAAUCUCGCUGAAGCACGUAUGUUUGUCAGAGUCAUUUGUUUCCUUAAUUCGACGUUUGACCCAAAGUCGAUUCGAAUAUUUGUUAAAUUAAAUACUGAAUAUGCAAAUGAUUCCACGAAAUUUGAAGAAUUCGUUUGGUUUAUUUUAGUUUGCAAUUUAGAUAAAUCCAUGGUCGAUCCGUUUGAAUCGUAUAGAGCGUUGCCGAAGAAGGACUGGCAUGAUUAUGAAGCAAUGAAACGUGAUAAAAAGCGCCAAGGUCCCGGUGAAGGUGGCGAACAACUUCUUCCUAAUUUAGAUUUUGCCGACUCUGCAAGACAAGAAUCUUUAUAUCGUGCAAAUGGUUAUGAUGCUUAUGUCAGCGAUUUGAUUUCGAUAGAACGUUCCGUAAAAGAUAUUCGCCAUGUUGAUUGUCAACGAAUGCAAUAUUUGGAAAAAUUGCCGUCAGUCUCCGUAAUUUUUCCAUUCCAUAACGAGCACAACAGUACUUUGUUGAGGAGCGUUUAUUCUGUCAUUAAUCGUUCUCCAAAAAAUAUUUUAAAAGAAAUUAUACUGGUCGAUGAUGGAAGUACAAAAAGUUUCCUUAAAGAACCACUAGAUAUUUACCUAAAAGAAGCAAAUCUAGACGGUAUUGUUAGAGUAAUCCACAAUAAGAAUCGUGAAGGUCUGAUUCGUGCUCGACAAAUUGGUGCCAAAAAUGCUACAGCGGAUAUUUUAGUAUUCUUAGAUGCGCAUUCAGAAACAAAUUACAACUGGUUGCCUCCUUUAAUCGAACCAAUUGCCAUGGAUUACAGGACAGCUGUUUGCCCAUUUGUUGAUAUUAUUGAUUGCAAUAACUUUGAAUAUCGUUCACAGGAUGAGGGUGCCAGAGGAUCAUUUGAUUGGCAGUUCAACUAUAAGCGUUUGCCGUUAACUAAAGAAGAUCGAAGACAUCCGGUUCGUCCUUUUAAUAAUCCAGUGAUGGCUGGAGGAUAUUUUGCGAUUAGUAAAAAAUGGUUUUGGGAGCUCGGAGGAUACGAUGAAGAGUUAGCUAUCUGGGGUGGUGAACAGUAUGAAUUGUCGUUCAAGAUCUGGCAAUGCCAUGGACGAUUGGUAGAUGCACCUUGUUCUCGUGUAGGCCAUAUUUAUAGGUGUAAAUAUGUGCCAUUCGCGAACCCUGGAAUCGGCGAUUUCAUUUCUCGGAAUUUCAAAAGAGUAGCUGAAGUAUGGAUGGACCAGUAUAAAGAGAAGUUAUACGAGCGAAGGCCUGGAACAAGUAACGCUGAUGAAGGAGAUAUUUCGAAGCAAAGGGAAAUACGUGAUAAUUUAAAAUGUAAGUCGUUCGACUGGUACAUGAAAAAUGUUGCUUUCGACCAGGAUUAUUAUUAUCCUUUUGUUGAACCAACAGCUAGUGCUGAAGGUGAAUUACGAAAUAUUGGAUCAGAUAAAUGUGUUGAUGCCUAUUAUCAUGUUGAUAAUGAACGUGUUGAAUUACGCGACUGUAUAGGCGAUAAAACUGGUGUUAGAGCUGAACAGACGUUUCGACUUACCCAUCGAUUAGAUAUCCGCUCUGCUCAUCGACCAGAUUGUUUCGAUGUAUCAACAUCCGAUGAAGCGGCACCCAUUGUUAUGUAUAAAUGUCAUGGAAUGCAUGGAAAUCAACGAUUCAAUUAUUUACCUGAAACCAAGCAGUUAUUCCAUCCGAUUACCAAUCACUGCCUAGACUGCAACCCUGAGAAAGGAGAACUUUUUAUGAAUCCAUGCGAUGAUAAGAAAAAGAGUCAAAAAUGGAGUUGGGGUCGACUAAAUUUGGAUUUGAUUCGAAAAAGGAACCAGAUUGCCAGUCCUGAAAUUUUCUAA